AUUACGUCUCAUUUAUUCAUUCCCUUCUUAAUUGCGUUUUGCCAAAAAGUUUGCUUGGUUUAUGAAAAAGCACAAAGAUGGUGAUGACCCCAUAUCACGGCGGAAUUGGAAGCACCACUUCUGCUACGGCAAUAACGGCAGUCUCGCUGGUAUUGACGCUGUUUUUGAUUCUUGAUUCUCCGGCAGCGAUGGGGAACCCCGUGGUUGACUUUUCCAGCAUAGAGGAGGCCGGCUAUGGGGAGGAGAAGCUUUCCACUGUUCUGAUUGAUGGUACUGUCCUCUGUCAUCCUUGUCUCUACGCUCAAAAGGCGGCGGCUCGUCACGAUCGUCUCCGCCAGCCUCCGCCACAACCCAUCUCAGGUGCUUCCGUGGGUGUUUAUUGCGGCGGCAGAAGAGGAGGGAGAUGGCGGCGGUUAUGGGCGCGGAACACGACGGACGAAUACGGCGAGUUCCUUAUAGAUCUGCCUUCACAUCUCCAUGCAAUUCCAAACCUACAAAAUAAUUGCUGGGUUAAGGUUCUUCAUCUUCCAAGGGAUUCAACCUGCAGCAGCCACCCAUCUUUUACAAGGAAACGCAAAGGCAUGAAGCUCACCGCAAUCCGCGGCGACACCGGCCUCCGUACUUACACCGCCCACAACAUACAUAUCAACGAUAAAGCAUGCACAAAAUGAUAACAAACAAGCGUAUUAUAUAUAGUGUCUUCUAGCUAGGUUUUAAACAAUUACAUACGACGAUCGAGAGUUUUCAGUUUUGUACAAAAUUGGCCACAGCGUUACUCAUCUGGUUGGCGCUCCAGUCACAAUGUUUGAGUUAUUUACGUGCAGUGGUCUGGCUUCAACUUGAAUUGCUAAGUUAUAUAUUUAUAUAAUAUAUAAAUGAGUGGCGAGUAUUUAUCUUUUGAAAUAUACGUGUAGGGUUGUUAACGAACUGAAUAUAAAUGAAUUGUGGUUGUUUGUGUUCG
This is a messenger RNA of Ipomoea nil (Japanese morning glory), 961 nucleotides long. RefSeq lists its product as uncharacterized. The record is from RefSeq and is a predicted model, not a curated record. NCBI's taxonomy places the organism in Eukaryota, Viridiplantae, Streptophyta, Magnoliopsida, Solanales, Convolvulaceae. The transcript is spliced from 2 exons. The coding region runs from base 78 to 671 and encodes 197 amino acids.